Messenger RNA from Atta colombica, 1035 nucleotides. Its product is annotated as odorant receptor 10a-like. Gene Ontology annotation, molecular function: odorant binding; olfactory receptor activity. Bases 1 to 1035 code for a protein of 344 amino acids. Gene Ontology annotation, biological process: sensory perception of smell; detection of chemical stimulus involved in sensory perception of smell. Gene Ontology annotation, cellular component: plasma membrane. The transcript is spliced from 5 exons. The record is from RefSeq and is a predicted model, not a curated record. NCBI's taxonomy places the organism in Eukaryota, Metazoa, Arthropoda, Insecta, Hymenoptera, Formicidae.
AUGAUUAUGUAUACAAUGAUGAGCUUGCAUAUGUGUUAUAUUCUUAGACAUAACUUGAAAGUUAUGAUGAAAUUCGUUGGCAUAACAAUAACUGGACUUGGCGCUAUUCUCAAGGUGGUAACCUUCAUGAUAAAUCGUGACUCUCUGAUAAAUUAUCAUCGGACACUGAAUAAUCUUUUCGAGGAGGAGCUAAUGAAGAAUGAAAAAAUUCAGAUGAUAAUAUUUUCGUCCCUACGCACAAUAUAUAUCCUGGCAUAUACAUAUUUCGUCAUCCUGGUAGUAGUAAUAUUUGCAUUUUUUGGUUCUACGUAUAUCUUUAUAAUCCACAAUCUUCUCUACCUUCAUUUAACUACGAACUAUACUCUGCCGCUCAGCAGAGGAGUGGGAUGGUUCUGGCCCAUUCCCCACAAUUUUUUAUAUCAUCUACAUCUAUUUUACGAGACAAGCCUAAUAAUACUCAGCACCAUGACGGCGUGCGGUGUCGACAGUGCUUUUGGCUUUUAUGUUUAUCAAUUUAGCUCAACAAUACGCGCCAUGACCUUCGCUCUCACGAAUCCUUUGCCCACCGAGAAAUUUUCGGAUAUUCUGAGAACAUGCGUGGUGAAACAUCAGAAACUACUGCAAUGUCGCAAUACGCUGGAGCACAUCUACGGACCGAUCGUCUUUUGGCAUAUUGUCACUAAUGCCGUACUUCUUUGCUCAUUGAUGUACGACUUAAUAUCAUUACCGAACUAUAAUUUUUACAACGUGUCCGCGUCUCUAGUAUAUGCUGUAAUAAAACUGCUUCAAACAUUUAUAUACGCAUGGCAUGGCACUGUUCUCACAAGUGCGGGCGAGGAUUUUCGUAAAGGAAUAUACUUUUGCAAAUGGCCCAAUUCUAGUCUCGAUCAUCAUAUGAGGACAAAUAUUAUUCUAAUAAUGAUGCAAAAACCAAUGACUGUAAACGCUUUUUUUUCUCCCGUCGAUGUAAUCAUGUUUACUAAUUCCGUGAACGCUACAAUGUCCUAUUUUUUCCUGUUGCAAUCUAUCGAAUAA